This is a messenger RNA of Eleginops maclovinus (Patagonian blennie), 2559 nucleotides long. Its product is annotated as palmdelphin-like. The transcript is spliced from 8 exons. Gene Ontology annotation, biological process: regulation of cell shape. Bases 229 to 1974 code for a protein of 581 amino acids. Gene Ontology annotation, cellular component: cytoplasm; membrane. Lineage: Eukaryota; Metazoa; Chordata; Actinopteri; Perciformes; Eleginopidae. The record is from RefSeq and is a predicted model, not a curated record.
GGUAUUUCAGGCGCAUGGUUGGGAGUGACAGACUCACAGGGAGCAGAUAAAGAGAGAGAGAGUGAAGAGAGAGGGGGAGAGUCUUCUCAGCUGGUCUGAAUCUCUCUCAGCCUACACACACCACUUCGGCUCAGUAAUGUUGAACACGCUGCGAGAGUGAGCUCUACCUUCCUCACACACUCUGCCAUCACCUGCUCGAGGACACAGCCCCGCACACCCCCGGCCAUCAUGGAGGAGGCUGACCUGCUGAAGGAGAGGCUCCAGGCCAUCACGGACAAAAGAAGAAUCCAGGAGAACAUCGCCAAGAAAAGAAGAGAGAUCGAAGAGGAGAAAUUAAAACUGCAGUACAUAAAGAAGAAAGCCCUGAGGGAGCAGUGGCUGAUGGACGGUCUGAGUCAGCAGCAGGAGGAACAGGAGGCCAUGAGGCUGCAGGCUCAGGACGAGCAGCAGCAGAGUGAUCAGCUGCAGAGCAACAUCCUCAGAAUAGAGAAGGAGAUCGAGGCCUUGGAAACACAGGAGCUCGACAUCUCUACCAAUGAGGAAGCAGUCCUGAAACGGUUAAAAGAAGUGGAGAGGACGGCUGAGGAUAUAAUAAAGGAGAUAAACGCAGACUUCAAAGCAGAUGUGACGCAUAAAGUGUCCUUGCCACUCCAAGAUUUACCAUUCUUCUACCCACCAAUUCCAACAAAAAGCCCAGCCACACAUCGGCCUGGUAGUGAAGAACCAAAAAAAGCUACGUUUGCGAUGGAGAUCAGUGUGGAGCUUGAUAGGAAAACAGGCAAAAGUCAGGUGGUCUCUACAGCCACCAUCACCCCAGAAAGCAUUCAGGAGAGGGGUUUGAAGGUCUAUGAAGAUGGCCGCAAGUCUGUUUAUGCAUUGCAUCCUGAUGGAGGCAAAAUGCCGAGUGGAUCAGUUGGAGAGAUGACGCCCACAGAGGUAGAAGAGCUGCUGCAUCAAGCCACGGAUAAGAACGUUCCCACUGGGGUGCAGUACCAUCAGCCGGUCUACUCUGCACCCUACACAGAGAGCAGCAGGCCUGCAACACCCAGGACGCCAAAUAAAACACCAAGAGAAACCCCAACACCCGGACCCAUUCAGAGCCCAGUAUCGUCUGGAAAUGGAGCUGAAAUCCUCCAAGAGGAAAGCCAGCACAGCCAAGACCUGGGGAAAACACCCAGCUCGAGCCCCAUCCAACAAGACUCAAGAGUCCAAAGACCUGGAGAAGAAACCAAGCUGCCCCGCUGCCACAUUCAAGGACAAUCGUUGGCUGACAGGCAUCCAAUUUCACAGCCACAGUUUGGUGCUCAAUCUCCACGAGGACUCGCCAACAGGAAGGCGGGCAGUCCAAAGACACCCUCUCUAGUCUCGGUCAAAGCCAGAUCUGAAGGAAUGCCAACAACCAUUCAGCCGUUCUACAUGGAUGUGGAAAGCCGUUGUCCUUCGGUAGCCAGCCACAAGUCUGCGGUUGAUGCCUUUUUAGAGAGUUCUGGUGAAUUUGACAGACUUUCACCCUCCUGUUCGGAGAGUAUCGAGUCUCUGAACCUGGUCAACAAACUGCCAGAGGAGCUCGGAUCCGAACCAGUCACCAUGAUCUUCAUGGGUUAUGAGAAUGCUGACGAAGACGAGGAAGACAUCCAGGCGGAGCUGGUGGUCAUCGGCAACAGCGAUGACGAUAACGAUGAAGAGGCCCAAUGUAGUGCUGAUGAAAGGACCGAUGAGUGUCUCUCAUUCCACCCAGAGGGAUACAAGAGCCAGGUCUUCCAACCCAAAAUGGGAAUAGCCAAUGUUACAGGCCGCAGAGACAUUAUUGAUGAAGCAUACUCAAACUGGGAGGAUUUAGGGCUCCACAAGCCGACAUUCAUCCACAAGUCUGGGAAGCCGAGUCCCUACCUGCAGGGACAGAGGGGGGGUGAGACUGCAAACACAGGCAGCAUAAAUAUGGAGGAAAUGAAGCUCUGCUCAACGGGAAGAUAAGGAAGAAGGGUACCACCUCCUAAGAAACUGGGUCAUUCAAGAGGAAAUGUAGGAGGAUAAUUGAAGGGAUUAUUUCUUUUUGUCGGUUUGAAGAUAUCUCAGCUUUACUCCUAACCUCCCCUUUGUUGGGAGAAGCGUUAUCUUGCCAGGUUUGCCUCUAAUAUUGGUGUGACUGCAGCACUUUGCCAAAGAUAUUUAUGCUGCACAAUACCAAACUAAAUCUUUAUAGAUGCCUUGUGAGCUAAACAACCUGGCCAUACGUACUGUAUGUGGAUACUGAUUUCGUUCCGUUAACCUCAAAUGAAUCUUAACAUUUAGGAAGAAGUGUUCUUCCAGCUUUGUGUCAACAUUACUGUUUUUUGUUUCAACACAAUGUGCACCAAGCCCGCUUCAGAAAUGGUGUCCACAGUGUGGUUACUGUUUAUGGUGAGUCAUUUAUAAAUGCUUUUUCUAAGAGUGGUGCUUUUUUUCUUCUUCUAUAAAGGUGUGAACCAUGCCAUGCUGUGUUUGAAGGUCAACUCUAAAUGUACACUAACUGUGUGCUGUUACUUCCUCUGUGAUUAAAAACAUUUCUUCAUCUUCUAA